AAUGUGAGGUUAAGCAAGAGCCGCAUCCAAUUAUCAAACAAUAUGGAUUACAAUAUCACCACUGAACCAGCAGCCUCUUCCUCUUCUCCUUCCUCUCAUCAAUGGGAAUAUGAUUCUGCUUUCACCCGUCAAUGGGGAUAUGAAUUACCUUCCUCCAAUCAAUGGGAUCCUCCUUCCUCCCAUCAAUGGAUAUAUGAUGUCUUUCUUAGUUUUAGAGGUGCGGAUACACGCGUCAGCUUUACAGACCAUCUGCUCACUAGUUUGGAACAAAGGGGAAUUUACACCUUCACGGAUGAUAACUUUCGAAUGCAAGGAGGUGCGGAUACAUCAGACGCGAUUUUUUAUGCAAUUGAAAAGUCAAGGAUUUCUCUCAUCAUAUUCUCUACAAACUAUGCCUCCUCAACUAGGUGCCUGGACGAGCUUGCUAAGAUCCUUGAAUGUACGAAAUCACAGCAGCAAAUUGUUCUGCCGAUUUAUUACGACGUGGAACCCUCAGAUGUAAGACACCAAAGCAGCACUUUUGGUGAAGCAUUUGAUGGCCUUGCAUACAAAUACAAGGAUGAUUUGGAGAAGGUGGGGCGAUGGAGGACGGCUCUUAGGAAAGCAGCAGAUUUGGCUGGGAUGGAAUUAAACAAAUUUGGGUAUGAUGAAUCCAAAUUUAUUUAUGCAAUCAUUGAAAAGAUUUCACGACAAUUAAACCGUGCCUAUUUGACAUAUGAGACGAACGAUCUAGUUGGAAUAGACUCUCGCAUGCGAGAAAUGAAUGAUCUUUUAGGUGUUGGACAUGCUGAUGUUCGCAUGGUAGGUAUAUGGGGGAUUGGUGGAAUGGGUAAGACAACACUUGCUAAAGCUGUUUAUAAUUCAGUUGCCCAUAAGUUUAAAGCUUCCUGCUUUUUGGGAAAUGUUAGACAAAUUUCUGAGGCACCAGGAGGCUUAGUCCAACUACAAAAGACUCUUCUUUAUACCAUUCUCGGGCUGAAUAUACCGAGAGUCACAAAUGUUGAUUCAGGAGUCAAUAUCAUUAAGAGUAGGUUGCGCGACAAAAAGAUUCUCCUAAUUAUUGAUGAUGUGGAUCAAUUGGAUCCGUUGAAAUACUUAGCUGGAAGCUCUGAUUGGUUUGGUGCCGGCAGUAGAAUUAUCAUAUCAACAAGGGAUGAGCAUUUGCUUCUUGCUCAUAAAAUUGAGUUCAUAUACCAAGUGAAGGAGUUAGAACUUGAUGACGCUAUGGAGCUCUUCCAUUCUAAAGCCUUCCCAAAAAGUAGAAUUCCGAAUGAUUAUCUAGAACCCGCAAGUAGAGUCGUAGGCUAUGCUCAAGGGAAUCCAUUUGCCCUCAUAGAUAUGGGUUCACUUUUAUGUGGGAAAAGUAUAGAUGAAUGGCACUCUAUGUUAGAAAGGUACAAAAGAGCUCCUGCCUCAAAUAUUCAAGAAAUCCUCAAAAUAACUAAAAAGGAGCAUGACUUGCAAAGCAAGAUAUUAGAUGAAGCUGAAAAAUUACUUGAAGAUGAAGAAGAUGGACUAAACGAAGUUGGAAGCCUUGAAAGGCCUGAAGCUGACAAGUCUGAAGUUGACCACGUCGACGGAGUAAAAGCAACCGAAACCAACAAAGGCUCUCCUGGAGGAGAUGAGAUCAGCCCCGAUACUCUAAAACAGGACCAACUUGGCGAUGUUACACUUGAAGCUCUGAUUGGUUUGGUGCCCGGCAGUAGAAUUAUCAUACCAACAAGGGUUGAGCAUUUGCUUCUUGCUCAUAAAGUUGACUUCACCUACCAAGUGAAGGAGUUAGAACUUGAUGAAGCUAUGGAGCUCUUCCAUUCUAAAUAG
Molecule: messenger RNA, 1821 nt
Organism: Prunus avium (sweet cherry)
Lineage: Eukaryota; Viridiplantae; Streptophyta; Magnoliopsida; Rosales; Rosaceae
Source: RefSeq, a predicted model, not a curated record